Prunus avium (sweet cherry) is the source of this 953-nucleotide messenger RNA. The record is from RefSeq and is a predicted model, not a curated record. Lineage: Eukaryota; Viridiplantae; Streptophyta; Magnoliopsida; Rosales; Rosaceae.
UUAAGCAAAUCUUAAGAUGUAUAAUUACUUGUAAGUUUGUAUUGCAGGAGGUUGUCACUUUACCCAAAUCAAAUGAUAAAUGGACAUUGUUACAUCUCCCUCUACUUGGCAACAGCGAAAUCAAACGUUGGUUCUUUGAAUGGCCAGCGUUCUUUGAGAUUAAAGUACCAUGGUAUUAGUGGCGGGGGAGAGGUUUAUGCCACUUUUAGAUUGUUUGUAUUUGAUCAGAAACAGAAUAAGUAUUUUACCGUCGAAGAUGGUGCCGGAAAAUUAAGCCUAUUUGAUAGCGUGACAACGGAGGUGGGUUUUGCAAAAUUUCUCCCUCGCGAUACUUUCGAGCAUCCUUCUGAGGGAUACCUUCUGAAUGACUGCUGCACAUUUGGGGCGGAGGUUUUUGUUAAUACGGAUAAGAGGACGAGUUAUAGAGAAUCUCUUUCCCCGAUACACAAUUCCCUUCGCCGCACGAGCAUUUUCUGUUAUGAUUUGGUAAAGUUCUCGUCACAAUUUGGGCUGGAGCACUUAUGUCCAAAUCUGAUCAUUUUGGGAGAAAGAAAAUGGCAGCUAUGUGUUUAUCCAAAAGGAUACGGGCAAGAUAAGGACAUAUCACUAUCACUUUACUUACGAUCGGCCGACGAUUUGUACACCCUUCCCAGCGUUUAUGUAGAAUUCAACCUCCGGGUAGUGGAUCGAGCCUUUAAUUUACACCAUAUUAAACGAACAGGCAAACACUGGUUCCUGUCCUCGGACAACACUUUUGGUUGGUCAGAUUUUAUGCCAUUGCGAACCUUAAAUGACCCUUCAAAGGGGUUCCUUAGGGAUGAUAUAUUAUCUGUUGAAGUUCAAAUGCUGGUUAAGCAUGGGUCCUAAAAAUAGAUAGAUAUUUGUAUUUGAAGCCAUGUACGGAGAUGUCCCAAUUAGUGUGUCAAUUUUAUCAGUUACUUUUCAAGUUUGAA